AUGCUUGGGGUGUCGACGCUGCGGAGCCCUAGCAGCAGCAGCAAGGCGGAUCAGCACUGCGGCGGCUUCGUCGGCGACCACCAUGUGGUGUUCCCGACGUCCGGCGGCGGGUCCGACUGCUGCGACGGCUUCGCAAUGGUGGACGUGGACGACAACCUGCUGGACUACAUCGACUUCAGCUGCGACGUGCCCUUCUUCGACGCCGACGGGGACAUCCUCCCGGACCUGGAGGUCGACCCCACGGAGCUCCUCGCAGAGUUCUCGUCCACCCCGCCGCCGGACGACCUGCUGCUGGACACGGUGAGCCCAGCGGCAGUCCACGUCGACGACGAGGCGGCCAACAACAAGCCGCCGGUGGUGCCGGACGACGACGUGAAGCAACAACAACUGGCGGUGAUGACGACAGUAGCACAAGAGGAGAAGCGGUUGUUGGAGGAGCAAACAUGUGGUGAUGAGAAACAUGUGGCCGCCAGCAAGCAGACGACGGAGGAGGAUUCUUGUGCAGGGGCCGCCGUGUCCGACACCAAGCCGUCGGCGUCGGCGUCGGCAGAGGGCCACAGCAAGAAGAAGCCGGCACCAGGGAAGAACUCGCACGGCAAGCGCAAGGUGGACUGGACGCCGGAGCUGCACCGGAGGUUCGUGCAGGCGGUGGAGCAGCUGGGCAUCGACAAGGCCGUGCCGUCCAGGAUCCUGGAGAUCAUGGGCAUGGACGACUGCCUCACAAGACACAACAUCGCCAGCCACCUCCAGAAGUACCGGUCGCACAGGAAGCACCUGAUGGCGCGGGAGGCGGAGGCCGCCACCUGGGCGCAGAAGCGGCACAUGUACGCGGCGGCGGCGGCGGGCGGCGGAGUAGCCCCGAGGACGGACGCACCACACGCCAGCCGGCCGUGGGUGGUGCCGACGACGACCUUCGGGUUCCCGCCGCCGGCGCCCCCGCCCUUCUGCCGGCCGCUGCACGUGUGGGGCCACCCGCCCCACGCCGCCGCGGCUGACGCCGCCGCCGCCGCUGCUGCUGCGGUGGCGGCGCCUCCGGCUCCGACUGCGAUGCUGCCCGUGUGGCCGCGGCACCUGGCGCCGCCCCGGCCGCUGCCGCCGUGGGCGCACCCGCCGGCGGUGGACCCGGCGUUCUGGCACCAGCAGUACAACGCGGCCAGGAAAUGGGGUCCACAGGCAGCCGCAGUGACGCAAGGGACGCCGUGCGUGCCGCCGCCCGCCGCCGCCAUGCUGCCGAGGUUUCCGGUGCCGGGGAUGGUGCCACAUCCCAUCUACAGACCGGCGAUGGUCCCUCCGCCGCCACCGCCGCCGCCGCCAAGCAGCAAGCUCGCCGAACUGCAGCUUGAGCUCGACACGCACCCGUCCAAGGAGAGCAUCGACGCAGCCAUCGGAGAUGUUUUAGUGAAGCCAUGGCUGCCGCUGCCGCUGGGGCUCAAGCCGCCGUCGCUCGACAGCGUCAUGUCCGAGCUGCACAAGCAAGGCGUACCAAGCAUCCCACCGGCGGCCGCCACCGCCACCGGAUGA
Molecule: messenger RNA, 1521 nt
Organism: Miscanthus lutarioriparius
Lineage: Eukaryota; Viridiplantae; Streptophyta; Magnoliopsida; Poales; Poaceae
Source: the annotation of a GenBank genome assembly